GAUAAGCUCCUCCCUCCCCGCGGUGGCUGCCUUGAGGGGGUGGGUGGGCGGACUUCGUGUUGUUGCCGGAAGUUAAGAUGGCGACCUUUGCCGCCCAAACGGACCUGGUCACGGGCUGGUGCCUUUUCGGCCUGGCGUUGCUGGUUAUCCUGGCUUUUUGCUGGGUUUAUGUCCGCAAGUACCAGAGCAGACGAGAAAGUGAAGUAAUUUCCACCAUAACAUCUAUUUUUGCUCUAGCAAUUGCACUUAUUACAUCAGCACUCUUACCAGUGGACAUUUUUCUAGUUUCAUAUGUUAAGAACCAAAAUGGAACCUUUAAGGACUGGGCUGAUGCAAAUGUUACAAUGCAAAUUGAAGAUACUGUACUAUAUGCAUAUUACACACUAUAUUCCAUCAUAUUAUUCUGUGUAUUCCUCUGGAUACCUUUUGUCUACUUCUACUAUGAGGAGAAAGGUGAAGAUGAUGGCAACACAUGUGCACAGGUUCAGACGGCGUGCAAGUACACACUAGGAUUCCUUCUGGUUUGUGUGGCUCUUCUCAUAAUUGGAGCCUUUGUUCCACUGAAUAUUCCCAAUAAGAAGAAUUCAACAGAGUGGGAGAAAGUAAAACUUCUGUUUGAAGAGCUUGGGAGCAGCCAUGGUUUGGCUGCUCUAUCCUUCUCUAUAAGUUCUUUGACACUUAUUGGAAUGGUGGCCGCCAUUACUUAUACAGCAUAUGGCAUGUCUGCUCUACCUUUAAACUUAAUAAAGGGGACAAGAAAUGCUAGCUAUGAGCGCUUGGAAAACACUGAAGAUAUUGAGGAGGUUGAGCAGAGUGUACAAAGGAUAAAAGCCAAGUGCAAAGAUGGCCGGCCUUUAUCAUCUCGGGAUAGACGAACACUGCAACAGCUUGAGGACAAGCUAAGAACCCUUCGGAGGAGAGGGCGUCGCUUGGAAUAUAUUGAGAAAAGCUGCUGGACAAGGUUCUGUGGAGCCAUGAGGCCACUAAAAAUUGUAUGGGGAGUGUUUUUCAUCCUUGUGGCCCUGCUUUUCACUGUUUCUCUCUUCUUGUCAAAUUUGGAUAAAGCAUUACAUUCAACUGGCAUAGAUUCAGGAUUUAUAAUUCUGGGAACUAACUUGACCAACCCACUGAAUAUGUUGCUACCUGUUCUCCAAACGGUCUUCCCUCUUGAUUAUAUCCUCAUUACUAUUAUUAUCAUGUACUUCAUCUUUACCUCAAUGGCAGGAAUUCGAAACAUGGGUAUAUGGUUCUUCUGGAUAAGGUUGUACAAGAUCAGACGGGGGAGGACUCGGCCACAAGCACUUCUCUUUCUUUGCAUGAUACUACUGUUGAUUGUUCUUCAUACCAGCUAUAUGAUCUACAGCUUGGCUCCUCAGUAUGUUAUGUACGGAAGCCAAAAGUAUCUAGUUCCGAACAAUGUGACAAUUGAUGGACAUCUGGCAAACAUGACAACCUGGGUGCCUAAAGUCUGUGAUGCAGAUGCCCCUGAAGAUCAGUGUACUGCUACUCGGACUUACCUGUUCCUUCACAAGUUCUGGUUCUUCAGUGUUGCAUAUUAUUUUGGCAACUGGGCUUUUAUUGUGGUCUUCUUAAUUGGAUUAGUUGUGUCAUGCUGCAAAGGAAAAAAGUCUGUCAUUGAAGGUGAAGUGGAUGAAGAUGAUUCAGAUAUAAGUGAUGAAGAGCCUUAUCUCUCUUUUGGUUGACAGCCCAUAAUCCUGAAGGUUAAAGCAUGUGAUGUAAAACUGUAAAAAUGCCAUUUUGGUUUGCGCUUGAAAAAAAUCUUAUUUGCCAAUGUUAAAAGGGGUAAUUGAUGAAGAAUUUAUGUAUCUUACUUUCUUCAUAUACUAUGUACAUAUAUAGUUACAAAAGAGCUAAUUUUAUGAAUGAAGGAUGAAAGAAUAUUCUUUUGACAAUGUAAAUUUGAUUGCUGUGAUGUCAUUUAAAUUGUCUUUCUUUCUGUCUACUUUUAAAUUACUUUCUGCCUGAUUCCCUUUUGACAGUGUUAAAAAGACAGGUAUAAUCAAACUGAUACAGGCAUUUUAUACAGAUCUGAAGUUUGUAAUUGCUACUACUUGUUAAUAUAAAACUAAUUUUUGACAGUAACUUUAAUGGCACUUGGACUGAGAAAAGUACUAAAUGAAAGCACAGAGGUUGUUCAAACAUUACUGUAUCCUCCAAUAGCAUGACAGGACCCAUUGCUACAUGGUUUCUCCUCUGCCUCCAAGCCACAUGUAGGCUGAAAUCCUCUGGGGCAGCUCUGUGUGAAGUGGAGGUGAUGUCAUAAUCAGUAGCAAAUCACUGAUGAAUAAAGGUGAUUUCAGUGUGCACACAACUUCUACACGAUGCAGACAAGUAACAUGCACCCUAAAAUUCCCAAAUGAAAGUUUUAACCAGCUGUUGAGGCUAUUAUGUGGAGCUGUGCUGUAGGAUUUCAGCCAUAGAAUGUAAUUGUACUGCAGAUGCUAUUUGUAGAUGAGCAUGGGUUUCCUCUCACUAUAAUAUUUAGAAUUUACUUUCUUGCAGUUUUCAGGAGAUUGUAUUCAAACACAGGGAUUUCCUUAGUGCAACUUCAGUGCUAUCUCCAAAUGCAGCUUGGUCUGUAUUCAGUAGACAGAGAAGGAGUAUCCAUUCUUGUCCACCUUGCCAUGCAUUAAGACAUGCAGUAAAGAGAAUGUACCUGGAUAGGUCUACAGUAUUGUCUGGGCAAGCUAAUUGUACUUACUGGCCAAAAUCCUGUUGUGUAGCAUAAGCCGAACAUAACUUAGUCUGUUCCUCCAUGGUAACCAAAUCAUCCCUGUUGCAAUUCAUGGGGUUGUGCGUGCGUGCACCAACCCAGUAUGCUGUGCAAACACAAGAAUAAAGAGGCAAGGGCAGUUUAGUUACUGGGGAGGAACAGACAGCAAGUUAUAAUUUGGCUCAUGGUAAACAACAGGAUUUCAGCCAAUAUAUCCAGAAGUGUCUUUGUCAAAAGAGAAAUAAAAGCAGUAACACAAUUUCCAUUGUUCUUCCACUUUGGCAAGUGCCAUAUCCCUGUGGUGUAAAUCAGCAGCUCCUAAUCUUGAGUCUUUGGAUCCUGGAUGCCAUCUUUUAAAAAGCUACAGCCAGUAGUCAGAGAUUCUGAAAAUUAUAACAUUUAGGAAGCCACAUCUGGAAACAGCUGGUCUAACUAUUAGUAUGUGGAUUUUAUUAUAUGUUGAAUAUUAAUCACGUGGGUUAUCUAACUUUGCUGUUCAGUGUAAUUUAAUAAUAACAGAUAAAUUACAAUGAUUUUAAGUGGUUGAAAUAGCUAUCAUUGGUUAUUAUGUUCAAAGUUAUAACUAAAUGCAAGUAUUUAAAAUGCAAGAUUUUCCUUGCUGUAUCAUUUUGUAAAAUAAACUGAUCAGAAUCUUGA
Messenger RNA from Pogona vitticeps (central bearded dragon), 3391 nucleotides. It is a transcript of the gene LMBRD1, whose product is annotated as LMBR1 domain containing 1. Lineage: Eukaryota; Metazoa; Chordata; Lepidosauria; Squamata; Agamidae. Gene Ontology annotation, cellular component: lysosomal membrane. Gene Ontology annotation, biological process: protein localization to lysosome. The record is from RefSeq and is a predicted model, not a curated record.